UGAAACUCAGAGAGUUGUUGUCACUGAAAAGUGAAAUGGCGCAGAAAGGAAUUCAGCUGGAGCAGGAAACCUUCUCUUGUUCCAUCUGUCUGGAUCUACUGAAGGAUCCGGUGACUAUUCCCUGUGGACACAGCUACUGCAUGAACUGUAUUCAAAACCACUGGGAUGGAGAGGAUGAGAAGAAGAUCUACAGCUGCCCUCAGUGUAGGCAGACCUUCACACCGAGGCCUGUCCUGAUGAAAAGCACCAUGUUAGCAGAUUUAGUGGAGGAACUGAAGAAGACUGGACUCCAAGCUGCUCCUACUGAUCACUGCUAUGCUGGACCUGAAGAUGUGGCCUGUGAUGUCUGCACUGGUAGGAAACUGAAAGCCUUCAAGUCCUGUCUGGUGUGUCUGUUCUCUUACUGUGAGAAACACCUCCAGCCUCAUUACGAUGUGGCUCAAUUAAAGAAACACAAGCUGGUGGAGCCCUCCAAGAAGCUCCAGGAGAACAUCUGCUCUCGUCACGAUGAGGUGAUGAAGAUUUUCUGUCGUACUGAUCAGCAGUGUAUCUGUUAUCUCUGCUUAAUGGAUGACCAUAAAGGCCACGACACCGUCUCAGCUGCAGCAGAAAGGACUGAGAGGCAGAGAGAGCUGGAGGUGAGUCGACUCAACAUCCAGCAGAGGAUCCAGGACAGAGAGAAAGAUGUGAAGCUGCUCCAACAGGAGGUGAAGGCUGUCAAUCGCUCUGCUGAUAAAGCAGUGAAGGACAGUGAAAAGAUCUUCACCGAGCUGAUCCGUCUCAUGGAGAAAAGAAGCUCUGAUGUGAAGCAGCAGGUCAGAUCCCAGCAGAAAAGUGAAGUGAGUCGAGUCAAAGAGCUUCAGGAGAAGCUGGAGCAGGAGAUCACUGAGCUGAAGAGGAGAGACGCUGAGAUGAAGCUGCUGUCACACACAGAAGAUCUCAACCAGUUUUUAAUCAACUACCCCUCACUGUCACCACUCAGUGAAUCUACAUCCAGCAUCAAUAUCCGUCCUCUGAGCUACUUUGAGGACGUGACGGCGGCUGUGUCAGAAGUCAGAGAUAAACUACAGGACGUUCUGAGAGAGAAAUGGACAAACGUCUCACAGACAGUGACUGAAGUGGAUGUUUUACUGUCACAACCAGAGCCCAAGACCAGAGCUGAAUUCUUGAAAUAUUCACGUGAAAUAACACUGGAUCCAAACACAGCAAACACACUGCUGUUAUUAUCUGAGGGGAACAGAAAAGCAACAUUUAUGAUGCAACAUCAGUCUUAUCCUAGUCACCCAGACAGAUUCAUUGGGAUUCGUCAGGUCCUGAGUAGAGAGAGUCUGACUGGACGUUGUUACUGGGAGGUGGAGUGGAGAGGGAGAAAGGUUUAUGUAGCAGUCGCAUACAAGAGUACCAGGAGAGCAGGGAGGGCGAGUGAAUGUUUGUUUGGAUGGAAUGACAAAUCUUGGGCGUUAGAUUGUGACCAAAACAGUUAUACAUUUUGGUACAACUAUGUCAAAACCCCCGUCUCAGGUCCUCGGUCCUCCAGAGUAGGAGUGUACCUGGAUCACAGUGCAGGUGUUCUGUCCUUCUACAGCGUCUCUGAAACCAUGACUCUCCUCCACAGAGUCCAGACCACAUUCACUGAGCCUCUCUGUGCUGGACUCUGGCUUUUAGAUCCUGAUGUCACUGCUGAGUUGUGUAAACUGAAAUAGACAGAAGUCAUUUGAGGGACAGUGGGUUCAAUUCUGUGUUUUAACUCUUUUUAAACUCGUUUUGUCUCCAUGUUUGUUGAUCUCUCUCUCUUUUUUCAUAUAAUAGACAAAGUAAGCACAGUUUACAAACUCUUAAAGGAAUAGUUUGACAUUUUGGAAAAUGUGCUUAUUCACUUCCAUGUUGAGAGUUAGAUAAGAAGAGCC
This is a messenger RNA of Sebastes umbrosus (honeycomb rockfish), 1907 nucleotides long. RefSeq names its product tripartite motif-containing protein 16-like. The coding region runs from base 36 to 1703 and encodes 555 amino acids. The record is from RefSeq and is a predicted model, not a curated record. Gene Ontology annotation, molecular function: protein binding; zinc ion binding. The transcript has a single exon. NCBI's taxonomy places the organism in Eukaryota, Metazoa, Chordata, Actinopteri, Perciformes, Sebastidae.